AUGUCGGCAGACAGCACUGAUGCAAUAUUGGUCACCAACGUUGGGCCAAUGUCGGUUACCAACAUCGGCGCAAUGUUGGCUACCAACGUCGGGGCAAUGUUGGCAGACAGUAUGGAGGGAAUGUUGGCUACCAACGUUGGGCCAAUGUUGGGACAAUGCUGGCAGACAGCAUUGAGGAAAUGUUGGCUACCAACGUUGGGCCAAUGUUGGAACAAUAGUCAUAACAUGGUGCAUGGAAUCUAUGCCAUGGAUUGGACCCCACUGAAUUUAAACACGAAGAGGAGUUUGCUAUUUAUUAUUGGUAAUUGUCUGAGACCUGUUAAAUUUACAUGCGGCACUGUUAUCCCUCUGUCUCUUGAUUCUUUCAAUCAGUCCAAGUUCAAUGCUCCCGAGAUUGUCGAUAUGCACAUGCUACCGGUCAGUUUUACUAUUCUUCAGUACAUCGGCUUCUGGCGACCGGUGAAGCUCUCUUCGGAGUGGAAAUGCAUGGCCUACGGCAUUUAUUCGACUUUGGUAGUCUUCACAGUCUACAGUAGCAUCGUAUCGGAGCUGAUAUACAUGGCGACCUCGAAUGACAGUGCCAAAGAUACCAUAAACAACUUGGUGAUUCUUCUUUCGAUGAUCGGGGCGAGCGCUAAGCUCACGACUGUUCUCCUGCAACGCGAGAAAAUUUCUAAUCUCAUCGCGAUCCUUCGGACUCAUCCAUUCUAUAAAUCAACCGCUUCAGCAUACGUUAUCCUCUCUGGAGUGACAACAGCCAUGGUGACGGGUGCGAGUUUGUGUACGGAAGCACCGAGUGGAAUUCUACCGUACAAAGCCUGGUAUCCCUACAACACAUCGACUCCUCUCGGAUUCUGGAGUGCAUAUCUGCAUCAAAUUAUCGCGCACGCUUAUGGGGCUUUUACCAAUGCAGCCUGCGACACUCUGAUAUACGGAAUGAUAAUGCAGAUCUGCGCACAAUUCGCCAUUCUCCAGCAUCGCUUCCACCUCCUGCCAAAGUCACUUGCAGCUAUUGGGAAAAAUAUUGAACAAUGGGAGAGGAAGGAAUUGGGAAAUUGUGUGAGGCAUCAUCUUCGAAUAUUGCAUUUUGCAGACGAAUGUAAUCGAGUCUUUGACUCCCUGAUUUGUCUACAAUUUCUGAUAAGUUCAACAGUACUUUGUGUCAGUGUCUAUCGACUAGCCCAGAUCGAGCUAUCCAGCCCUGAUUUUCCCAUCAUAGUCAUGUACUUGAUGUGCAUGCUGUCGCAAAUAUUCAUCCUCUGUUUUUCUGGGAGUCACCUGAUAUUCGAAAGUCAUAACAUGGUGCACGGAAUAUAUGACAUGGAUUGGACUCCACUGACUCUAAAUACGAAGAAGAGUCUGAUUUUUAUCAUUGGUAAAUGUCUGAGACCUGUUAACUUCACGUGCUGCACUAUUCUUCCUCUAUCUAUUCAUUCAUUUAAUCAGUUGAUUAAACUUUCGUACUCGACCUUCAAUGUUCUACAACAAUCGUCAGGAGUGAGCCAUUGACACACAGGAAAUAAUUUAAUGGACACACCUAGCGAAUUCGCUAGACAAUUCUAUUAAACUUUCUAUUAA
This is a messenger RNA of Diachasma alloeum, 1578 nucleotides long. It is a transcript of the gene Or99pse, whose product is annotated as odorant receptor 67a. The record is from RefSeq and is a predicted model, not a curated record. Gene Ontology annotation, cellular component: plasma membrane. The transcript has 7 exons. Gene Ontology annotation, biological process: sensory perception of smell; detection of chemical stimulus involved in sensory perception of smell. Gene Ontology annotation, molecular function: odorant binding; olfactory receptor activity. NCBI's taxonomy places the organism in Eukaryota, Metazoa, Arthropoda, Insecta, Hymenoptera, Braconidae. The coding region runs from base 1 to 1509 and encodes 502 amino acids.